Messenger RNA from Hypanus sabinus (Atlantic stingray), 7730 nucleotides. RefSeq names its product late histone H2A.L3-like. Gene Ontology annotation, cellular component: nucleosome. The transcript has a single exon. Lineage: Eukaryota; Metazoa; Chordata; Chondrichthyes; Myliobatiformes; Dasyatidae. Gene Ontology annotation, molecular function: protein heterodimerization activity; structural constituent of chromatin; DNA binding. The record is from RefSeq and is a predicted model, not a curated record. The coding region runs from base 1439 to 1822 and encodes 127 amino acids.
AAAGCUCCCCAGUGAGAUGAUCGAAAACACAACGGCUCUUUUAAGAGCCACUCAGAAUUUCAAUGAGAGAGUUAUACUACCAUUUAGAUAAUAAAUUAUACAUAUUAUAUGUCUGGUGACUUUUACAAGAGCUAAGUCGCGGUUGGAAUAACCUCCCACUGCACUGAUAAGGAGUCGUUACCUCCCCUUCCCCAUCAGUCCGUCCCACUCGGUAUCCACACCAAGCGGAGGAUUGCUGCCGUUGUUGUUUUAUUUCUGGCUUCAGGAGUUUAUUGGUUGCAGUUGGGUAACACCCGAAUCACAUUUUAACUCAUGCCUGAAAGACCUCAUGACUCUUUCACAGAACAACUUUUUAAAAUUGCAGACUAGACGCUGUUCACAGUUUGAGAAGAGCAGUUUGUCCAUAACCUGAUAACGUUCACACAGUGACCGACCGCGGGCAGAAGCUGAGGGUCAGUUUUUUCGGUUCAUGGAAACAUAGAAAAUAGGUACAGGAGUAGGCACUUCGGCCCUUCGAGCCUGCACUGCCAUUCAGUAUGAUCAUAGCUGAUCAUCCAACUCAGAACCCCGUACCUGCUUUCUCUCCAUAUCUCCUGAUCCUUUUAGCCACAAGAGCCAUAUGUAACUCCCUCUGAAUGAUAGCCAAUGAACCGGCCUCAACUGUUUCCUGUGGCAGAGAAUUCCACAGAUUCACCAUUCUCUGUUUGAAGAAGUUUCUCCUCAUCUCGGUCUAAAAGGCUUCCCCUUUAUCCUUAAACUCUGACCCCUUGUUCUGUACUUCCCCAACAUCGGGAACCAUCUUCCUGCCCAAUCCCAGUAGAAUUUUAUACGUUUCAAUAAGAUCCCCCCUCAAUCUUCUAAAUUCCAGAGAGUAUAAGCCCAGUCGAUCCAGUCUUUCUUCAAAUGAAAGUCCUGCCAUCUCAGGAAUCAAUCUGGUGAACCUUCUUUGUACUCCCUCUAUGGCAAGAAUGUCUUUCCGCAGAUUAGGGGACCAGAACUGCGCACAGUUUUGAAAGGGUUGAAAGGAAUUAGAGAAUUGAGUUCACAGACACUCCAAAAUCAACUACAGUUGUAUUAAAUGGGCCCUAUUUCAGUAACAGAGGGAAAUGCGAAGACUCAAUCUUAAAACAGGUCUGGAAUUAUUUAAUUUCAAAUUAUAUUUAAAUAAUAAGUUGAUUUUUGGAGGGCUUUUUCCAAAUUUCAGUGCACUUUGGGGAGGAGACGGUUACUAUCCGCGCUUCAGCUUUUACGGACUGCUGAUUGGUGAUUAAGGCAGUUCUUCGAUUGGGACGUUUCUCUUCACCAAUGAGAAUAAGCAGGAUCACACCAAUCACAAACAUCAGAUUCUAUUCUCAAAGAAGGUAUAAAAAGGGCGAGUGGAGCGGGGUGAACAUUCCUUUAUUCUCUUUUGAAGUUAGCAGUUGCUGUGACUGUGGAAAUGUCUGGACGUGGAAAAGGCGGCGCUGGCAAAGCUCGGUCCAAAGCCAAAUCUCGCUCGUCUCGGGCUGGACUGCAGUUCCCGGUCGGCCGGGUUCACAGACUCCUAAGAAAGGGCAACUAUGCUGAGCGGGUGGGUGCCGGAGCUCCGGUCUAUCUGGCUGCUGUGCUCGAGUAUCUGACGGCCGAAAUCCUCGAAUUGGCCGGCAACGCGGCCAGGGACAAUAAGAAGACCCGCAUCAUCCCCCGGCACCUGCAGCUGGCCGUCCGCAACGACGAGGAGCUGAACAAGCUGCUGGGAGGGGUCACUAUCGCUCAAGGCGGUGUGUUACCCAACAUCCAGGCCGUACUGUUACCCAAGAAAACCGGCGCUGCCAGUAAGUGAAGUGACGUAAGCUGAACCUGUUUACCCAAAGGCUCUUUUCAGAGCCACUCACAAUGUCCAUGAAAGGGCUGAGCAGCGGGUGAUUUCCGUCCUUUUGAUAUCCUGUAUCUGUCACAGCCUCGACAUGUUUCUUCCGGGGGUAAACCGAUAUAAGUCUGCACAGAAACCGGUUCGCUUCAGUCCCGACUCAUUUUCUCCCCUCAGCCGGCUGAAUGGAGUUCACUCCCCUUACAGAGUGUCAGCGGAUCACUGGGCGCAGUGUCGUGAAAUAAACUUCCGGAGUCAGCACCGGGAGGGUGAAUUUAAUCUCCGACCACUGCACGACUCCGCUCUUGAUCACCCAAAACCGCGUUAUCUGGUUUCCACAUUACGGUUUCACCCUGGACCGUUCCGGUUUGCAGCAGGCGGGAACAUCGCCUGUUCGUUGCUUCAUGAGUGAUUCCCAUCGCCUCACAGAACAAUAAUAUUUGCGACUUUCAUUUCAAAAUCAGGUUUAUCAUCACCGGCAUGUGACGUGAAAUUUGUUAACUUAGUAGCAGGAGUUCAAUGCAAUACCUAAUCUAGUAGAGAGAGAGAGAAAAAAUAAUAGUAAAUAAAACAUAACAAAUACACAAGUAUAUUGAAUAGAUUUUUUAUAAUGUGCAAACACAGAAAUACUGCAAAUUAAUGAACGCUGCGUUUAUGUGACACCGCUCCCUAAAAAUGUCCUGGGUACUAUCUGCAGCUUCUUUCGGUCUUGUGCAGUAGCCCCUCCAUACCAGACAGAGAUGCAACCUGUCAGAAUGCUCUCCGCGGUACGGCUAUGGAGUCUACAAAGGUACAUUUACCCUGUGAAACUGACGGUAUUUAUUGAAAAAAAAACUCGUCCACCAAGGCCUCUGAAUAUAAAUGAACAGUUUGCGAAAGCAACGGUCAGUUUGGUCAGAUCUCCCGAGAGGCUCCCUCUGUGAGGCGGUGGGUGGUCUGAGAUCAGACUUUGGUUUGUGCAGGGUGGGUGCAUCGACUACUUCAGCACCGUAGUACCAGUCACUUCUCUACAAAUUCCUGAGUCUGUCUAAUAAUUCCCUGAAUACCCCUGUGUUCUCUGCCUCCGCCACCACCCCUGACAGUGCAUUCCAAGUCCCCAUUUCUCUCUUUCCUUCACUUUCUUCCUCUGACCUCAAACACAUGCCUUCUAGUAGAAGACAUUUCACUCCUGUGAAAAAUAUUACUGGCUGUCUACACUAACUAUGACAAGCAGGUUUUUAUAAUCUUCUAUAAUAUUUCUCCUGAGCCAAUCCCAUCAGAUGAAAAUGUUCCAGCAUGUCCAGCCUCUCCUCACCACACACCUCCUCCAGACAUCCUGGUGAACCUCCUCUGCCCCUGCUCCAGAACCUCCACAUGCUUCCCAUAAUGAGGUGACCAGAACUGAACACUAUACUCUCACUGUGGCCUAACCAGCAUUUUGUAAACCCGUAACAUUAUAUCCUGGUGCUUGAACUCAAUGCCUUGUCUGAUGAAGGCAAACAUGCCAUAUACUGACUUUUCCUCCCUGUCAACCUGUGCUCACAGUCAAUCUCAACAUCCUUCUCUUUGCCAAUACUAUUCUUGUUCCUACCAUUAACAGUGUACCUACCCUUAAUGUUGGAUCUCCCAAAGUGCACCCCUGGGUAUCCUUUUUCACCACAAUGAAUGUACAGAAUGCAAUGGAUUAUCUUUAAUCCUACUCGCCAGAGGUUUUUCAUCACUGUUUCUAGCUCACUAAAUGUUCUUGCGUUCAUUUCUGUUUUUUAAAUAUCGUCCUCAAACACCCAGGUUGAGUCCAGCUUCCUCAGCCUUACAUAUGUUUCUCACUCUUCAUUGACAAAAUUUGCUUCCUCUCUCAUCAUCCAGGGUUCCUGAACCUUGCCAUCCUUGAUCCUCCUUCUUACUGGAACAAACUGGCCCUGAAACACUGUGCAGCUGAUCAUUAAACAAACUCAUGUCACAUGUGUAUUUGUUUCAAAAUCAAUCCUUACAGUGUUAAGCAUCAAACUUAGCUUCAAUCUCUCCAUUCAGUGACUGGUGUUCUGGUUCACAUCCCCAUCAAUCUAAUUUCAACCCUCUCAGGAGCAGCAAUAAUCCUCAUGAUACAGACCCUCCCUCCAGUGAAGGUGCAAACCAUCCCCCUUGUAAAUGUCACCUCUGGAAUAGAAGAGGUUCUGGAAUGUUCUGGAAUCCUGAAAUGUUCUGGAAUGUUCUGAAAUCCUGUUCUGGUGUCCCUGCACCAGCUCCUCAGCCACAAAUUCAUCUGCUCUAACUUCCUGUCCCUAACACCACUACCACACAGCAUGGGGAGUAACCGGGUGAUUACAACCUUUCAGGUCCUGCCCAUCAACUUGUUCCCUGACUCUCUAUAUUCACUCUGGGACCUCAUCCCUUUUCAAGGCCCCAGACAGUCCUUCCAGGUGAGGCAACACUUCGCCUGUGAGUCUGCUGGAGUUGUCUAUUGCAUUCAGCGCUCCCGGUGUGGCCUCGUCUACAUCAGCGAGGCCCAACGCAGAUUGGGGGACUGCUUCGUCGAGCAGCUCCGCUCCGUCCAUCACAAUAGACAGGACCUCCCAGUUGCCACCCACUUCAACUCUGCCUCUCAUUCCCCUCUAGAUAUGUCCAUACAUGGCCUCUGCUACUACCAUGAUGAGGCCAAACUCAGGUUGGAGGAGCAACACCUCAUCCACCAUCAGGGUAGCCUCCAGCCUGGUGAUAUGAACAUUGAAUUCUCCAAUUUCUGGUAAUUCCCUCCCCCUCCCCCUAUCCCAGGUCACUCCCUGCCUCUCUCCCCUUUCUACUUUCUGCUCCUUUAUCUCUACUUUCUGCUUUCUACUUUCCUUUCUGCUUAUCCCCUCCCCCCUUAUCUCUCCUCUGAUUGGUUUUCUACCUGGUGCCUCUAGGCACUACCACCUCCUCUAUCUCUAUUACUGGGCAUCGGCCCCCUCUUCCCCCCAUUCCUGAUGAAGGGUCUCGGCCCGAAACGUUGGCUAUUUUCUCACAGAUGCUGUCUGACCUGCUGAGUUAUUCCAGCGUUGUGUACGUAUUCUCUCAUCCCUUUUCUACCUGUCCACUGGUACCGACAUGAACCACCACCUCUGGCUGAAUGAACCUUGUUCAGCAGCUGCUCUGAGACGUCCCUGACACUCAGUUAUACAAUAUACAAAACUUUUUGAAACCAUCUAAGAAAGUGUUUAGGAGAGGAAAAUGAUCAAAUAGGAAGGCAAGCUAGCCAUUAAUAUUAAAGAGGAUACCAAAAGUUACUUCAGAUAAACAAAGUGUAAAUGAGAGGCAAAAGUCAAUAUUAGUUCUUUGGAGGAUGAUGCUGGAGAGGUAGUAAUGGGGUACAGGGAAGAGGCAGAGAAGCUGAAGAAGUAUUGUGCUUCAAUCUUCACUGUAGAAGACACUAGCAGUCUGCUGGAAAUUCAGGAGAAUCAGGGGGCAGAAAUGAGUGAAUUAGCCUUUACUGAAAGAUCUGAAGGUAGAUAAAUCAGCUGGACCAGAUUUUCUACACCAGUGCUAUGAAAGAGAUGACUGAAGAGAUUAGUAAUAAUCUUUCCAUAAUCCCUGGAUUCUGGCAUGGUUUCGGAAAACAGGAAAAUUGCAAACAUCAUUCAACUCUUGAAGAAGGGAGGAGGGCAGAAGAAAGGAGGCCAGUUGGUAUGACGUCAGCGGUUGACAAGAUGAUGGACUCGAUUGUUAAGGAUGUAUUUUCAGGUUACUUGGCAACACAUGAUAAAAUAGGACAAAGUCAGCAUGGUUUCCUUUAGGGGAUAUCCUGCUUGUUGAGUGUGUUGAAAUUCCUUGAAGUAAUAAGCAGGAUAGACAAAGAGAAUGGAUGUGCAAUUGGAUUGUUAGAAGGCCUUUGACAAGGUGCCACACAUGAGGCUGCUUAAGUUAAGAACCUAUGACACAGGACAGAUACGAGCAUGGAUUAAGACUUGGCUGAUUGGCAGGAAGCAAAGAGAGGCAUAAAGGGAGACUUUUCUGGUUGACUACAAUGACCAAUGGCAUUUUUUGGGAUCGCUUCUUUUAAUGUUACAGUUAAUGUCAAUGAUUUGGAUGACAGAAUUGAUGGGUUUCUGACCAUUUGUAGAUUAAAAUAGAUAGGAGGAAGCAGAGAGGCUUAGAUAGAAUGUGAGAAUGGGCAAACAUAUGGCAGGUGGAAUAACAUGUCGAGAAGUUUAUGGUCAAGGACAUUGGUAGAAAAAUUGAAAGGAUAGACAAUUGCUCUAAAAGAAGAGAAAAAUCAAAAUCUGACGUGUAAAGGAACUUUUGAGUAGAGAAGGUUCCUGAAGGUUCAUUCGUACUGUGAGCAAUUCUGGGCCACUUAUUGAAGAAAGGUGUAUUGACAUUGAAGAGGGUUCAGAGGAGAUUCACGAGAAUGAUUCCAAGAUUGAAGGGUUAUCAUAUGAUGACCAUUUGAUUGUGCUGGGCCAGAACUGACUGGAAUUCAUAAGAAUGAGAGGGAAUUUCAUUGAAACCUAUUGAAUGUUGAAAGGCCUCGGUAGAGUGGAUAGGGAGAGGAUGUUUCCUAGAGGGGGAGUCUAGGAAGAGAGGGCACAGCCUCUGACUCUAAAUGGAGAUGAGGAGGAAUUUGUUUAGCCACAGUGUGGUUCAACCAUGGAAUUUAUUGUCAGAGGCAAUCAUUGGGUAUAGGUAAGGUAGAGGUUGAUACAUUCUUGAUUUGUCAGGGCAUGGUGGGUUAAGGGGAGGUCAGGAUAUUGGGGCUGAGAGGGAAAUGGAUCAGCCAUGAUGAAGUGUAAGAGCAGACUCAAUGGGCCAAAGGGCCUAACUCUGCUACUAUAUUUAAUGGUUUUACAACAGAAAGGCUCCAUCCCAGACAAAAUCCUGGUAUACCUGAUCUACACUGUUCCUGCUUCCUGCGAUUGGCAUGGGAUGGGGACCAGAGACCCAGUUCACUCAUUUCAGUCAUCAUGUUCUUUCUACAGUGUGUCGACCAGACCUGCAGACAGAAUUCCAGCAGUGUGGGAACCCACAUGUUAUCAAGCUGGUGCCUAAAACCUCUUUGUUAAUCUAUUAUCUCUUUAUUUUCUGCCAUUGACACCCACACCAUCCCCGAAACUCACUGUGGUUUACAGAUGUAGUUUCACUUCACAGCAAUAAGUCUGUUCAUAUUAAAUAUCUCAGUGUUAUUUGUCAAAUCUCUAUAGCUUUACAUUUCACAAAUUGCUGAAGGAAUCAGCAGGUCAGGUAGCAUCUAUGGGGAAAAGAGUACAGUCGACGUUUCGAGCCGAGACCCUUCAGCAGUUCUGCUUUUCUUUCCCAUACAUGCUGACCCAUACAUUGUGACCCCUAUUUCCAUCCAAGGGGUCAGUGUGGACAUGGUGGAGGAUUACACAUACUUGGGGAUAUGAAUUGACAAUAAACUGGACUGGUCAAAGAACACUGCGGUUGUCUACAAGAAGGGUCAGAGCUGUCUCUACUUCCUGAGGAGACCGAGGUCCUUUAACAUUUGCCAGAUGAUGCUGAGGAUGUUCUCCGAGUCUGUGGUGGCCGUGCUAUCAUGUUUGCUGUUGUGUGCUGGGGCAGCAGACACCAACAAACUCAUUCGUAUGGCCAGUGAUGUUGUGGGGGUGCAACUGGACUUUCUGACGGUGGUGUUUGAAAAGAGGAUGCUGUCCAAGUUGCAUGCCAUCUUGAACAAACUCACCCAUCCACUUCAUAAAGUACUGGUUAGGCACAGGAGUAUGUUCAGCCAGAGACUCAUUCCACCAAGAUGCAACACUGAGCGUCAUAGGAAGUCAUUCCUGCCUGUGGCCAUCAAACUUUACAACUCCUCCCUCGGAGUGUCAGACACCCUGAGCCAAUUGGCUGGUCCUGGACUUAUUUCCACUUGGAAUAAUUUACUUAUUAUUAUUUAAUUAAUUAUGGUUUUAUG